CAUAUAAUCAAAACAUUCUGUUUAACCUCAAAUAUUUAUUUGACGCAAAACUGGUGGUAUAUUUGUUUUAUUUUUAUUAAAAAGAAAUAUAAAUAUGAAAGAAACGCCUUUAUCAACAUGCGAAAGAAACUUUAUUAUACAAGCCAUUAAACAGAAUCAGCGUUUGGAUGGUCGAAAAAAUGAUGAAUUCCGGCCAAUAAAAAUUAACUACGGAGCUGAUUGGGGUAGUGUUAUAGUGGCUUUGGGAGAAACAAAAGUUAUAGCUCAAGUGUCCAGUGAAUUGGGAGUCCCAAAAGCUACUAGACCCAAUGAAGGCAUGUUACACAUAAACGUUGAAUUAGGACCUAUGGCAGCCUCUCAUUUCGAAGUUGGACGUAAUUCUGAGCUCACCAUACAAUUAAAUAGGACAUUGGAAAGAACAUUUAGAGAGUCAAGAUGUCUAGACUUGGAGUCAUUGUGCAUACAGUCGGAAGAAAGAGUAUGGAUUUUACGUGUUGAUUUAAAUGUUCUUAACCACGAGGGAAACCUUAUUGAUUGUUGUUCGGUGGCGACAUUGUGUGCUUUAAUGCAUUUUAGAAGACCCGAAGUCAGUUUAGUAGAAGAUGAUGUUAUUAUACAUACAGCUGCGGAAAAAGAGCCUCUACCAAUGGUCAUGCAUCAUUAUCCGGUAUGUGUUAGUUAUUGUACUUUCGAUGAUGGCCGUAUAGCUGUAGCAGAUCCUACUAUUAUAGAGGAAAGGACUAGUGAAUCACAAAUGAUUUUUGGCAUAAAUUCUUUUAGAGAAUUAUGCUGCAUGAAUUUGGGCGGUUCCUCUUUAACAAGUUCAACUUUAUUAUUGCAAUCCUCCAAACGAGCAUCUAAUCAGGCGAAAAAAGUAGUAGAUUUGGUCAAGAAAACCCUUGAAAAUGAUUUGGCUGCUAGAGAAAGUCGAUCGAAUGUUGGUUUUACUGAAUGCUUGAGGCAGAACACUAUUACAAGCCUAGCAGAAGAUCGUUUAGUUUUAAAACUAAGACACUUCACCUUUAAUGAAGUCGAGACUGAGGAACAGCAACGUAAAAAGGAAUUCUUUAAAAAAUUGGCUGAAAAUGACGACGAAGAUGACAGUGAAAAUGAUGGCGAAAUUACACUCCAAAGUAUGAAUGCUUCAAAACCAACAUCAUCUGGUACAGUAGAAAAAUCGCAGAGUGAUUCUAAAUGGAUGCCUGAAGAUGAUGCAAAUAUGGAAUCUGCUACUAGUAGUGAUGAAGACAACAAUUUUGAACAUUCCGUAAAUGAUGGUAUAGGACAAAGUAAACAGUGCAAUAAUAAAACUACAAGUAAAGCAAAUCAGCCUAAACCGACAAAAACAAAAGCUCAAAAAAAUCCUCCUAAAGGCUCAAUAUCAGAUUCUGAAGAAGAGGAACAAGUUGUUUUAUAAGUUUAUUGUAGUUUAUUUAAAUACUAUAAGAUUUUAAUAAAUGUUUAUAAAAUAA
Messenger RNA from Calliphora vicina (urban bluebottle blowfly), 1472 nucleotides. RefSeq names its product exosome complex component Rrp45 (gene Rrp45). The record is from RefSeq and is a predicted model, not a curated record. Gene Ontology annotation, biological process: exonucleolytic trimming to generate mature 3'-end of 5.8S rRNA from tricistronic rRNA transcript (SSU-rRNA, 5.8S rRNA, LSU-rRNA); U1 snRNA 3'-end processing; TRAMP-dependent tRNA surveillance pathway. Gene Ontology annotation, molecular function: mRNA 3'-UTR AU-rich region binding. Gene Ontology annotation, cellular component: cytoplasmic exosome (RNase complex); nuclear exosome (RNase complex). NCBI's taxonomy places the organism in Eukaryota, Metazoa, Arthropoda, Insecta, Diptera, Calliphoridae. The coding region runs from base 95 to 1417 and encodes 440 amino acids. The transcript has 4 exons.